UGGCGUAUAAAUGCGGAAGUAGUCAUUUUCAAUAAUAUUGACUGACAGGACUAGCGCAUGUGUUUCUAAAAUGACCAAUGAUUAUUUUAGAUAGCAACAGCGGUUGGUAACGGUACUCAAACUCAACUCAAGAUUAUUAAAAGUCCCGAUUUGCAGCAAACGCUGAAGGUGCGCAACGGUCAUGGCUGAGGCUGGUGCUCAUUUGACCUCCAGCACUGGAGGUGAGCAGCCAUCCAUCUUUGAGCUUCUGGCUCAGGAGUCUCUGAUGGAGGCAGUUAAACCGGCACUGAGACACGCCGUCAAGGUUCUUGCUGAGUCCAACCCGUCCUGCUUUGGUUUUCUUUGGCGACGCUUUGACGAAUUCUACCUUCUCCUGGACGUCCUCCUGCAGAACCAUUUCUUGUCAAACUGUAGCGCCUCCUUUUCGGAAAACUUCUAUGGCCUGAAAAGGCUUGCAAAAGGCAAAGGCCCGGGCCUACAUGGGAAGACCCGCUGGCGCUCUCUUCUUCUCCUGUGCCUCCUGCCGUACUUGCGGGCAAAGCUCGAGGCCACGUUUGCGCGUCAAAGGGAAGAAGAGGACUUCUCAAUUCGGCUGGCACAGAGCAGAGUUCAGAAGCUGUACCGGGCAGCCGUGGCGGUCUACCCAUACGUGAACUCGGCAUGGCGGGCCUGGAUUUUCUGUCAGCAGCUGCUCUUUGUCUUUGGAACCGUUCGCACCCACCAUCCUUUGCUGUGGCUGGCCGGGGUCCGACUGGCUCGACUCACGGAGCGAGAUAUAAGAGACAUGGAGGCGAACAAAAGCAAAACAGGAAUCAUGGCUGGAGACAGCACGGUCCAACGAUUGCGUUGGUUGACGUCCCAAGUAGCGAGGGGCUUGGCAGUCUCCCUGUCGACCUCCCUCUCUUUGGGGGUCUUCUUCCUUCAGUUCCUGGAGUGGUGGUACUCAUCCGACAACCAGGCCGCCGCCAAUAGCCUCACGUCGCUCCCUGCGCCCCCGCCGCCCCUCCACCUGCACACGGAGGAUUCGGCGGGCGACGGGAUGCACUGCCCGCUCUGCCGAAAGCUUCGCGUCAACGCGGCGGCGCUGUCCACGUCUGGUUUUGUCUUCUGUUACCGCUGCAUCUUCGCCUUCGUGAAAGCCAACCGGCGUUGUCCCAUCAGCGGCUACCCGACUGAACUGCAGCAUCUCAUUAAGAUCUACUCACCUGACUCUUAGAAUAGACUCCAAGUGAAUGCUGUGCUGAAUUUUCAGGAUUUUUUUUUCUUUUCACUCAACCUUGACAAGUCAAGUAUCCUUCAGCAAGAUCGUUGUGCUCUGGUCGGCAGAGGUGGGUAGUAAUGGGUCACAUUAACGUUGUUAUAUUACCGUAUUGGCCCAAAUAUAGGACAGUGUUUUUUGCAUUGAAAUAAGAUUGAAAAAGAGGGGGUCGUCUUUAGAGGCGUGCGAAAUUUCCGAUUCUUAGAUUAUUCGCGAUUCGGUCAUGGAAGAUUCGAGAACGAUUCACAAACUUUUAAAUUCCGAUUAUUAAAUUAUACCAGGUAAAGUGGAAGUAAAACACAGCGCGGUUUUUGGGACGCAAUGAGGAACGGACCGAGAGUAAAUAUCAUGUUCAACUCAUGCCGCUAGAUAAAAAAAAAAAACAAUCAUACCUGACAGCGGCCGACAGCAGCUACAAACAACGCCCGGUUGCUAGUUGCUACAAACAAACGGCUACAGUAGAUAUCAUAUAUAUGUAGAACUAGAUGCAAGAUGACAGACGACGGCGGUGUUAGAACAUGUAUUAUUGAACAAAAAUGCGAAUGACGGACUUGCCGGCGUUAGUAAACAGCCGCCAUCUUAAAGCAGUAGACUUCUCUAGAAGGCUCUGUUGUAGCGAAUAAUCGAAUUAACUUUUUAUCUAAAAUACUCCUAAAUCGGCAGAAUCUUGUCUUGAAUGUAUCUUUAAAUGAUGAAAUAGUUUUAAAACUUUGACAGAAGGGAAAUGAUGGAAUAACGGGAGCAAUUUUAACAACUGUAACAGUUGAUUCACAACAUUAAAUAAAUUGAAUGUAGUUUAAAGCUGCUGAUACAGAAUGGGGACUGAAGUAUUUUAUUUACUGUUAUUUUUGUAUAUUUGUUUACUGUUAUAUGUUAACUUGAUACUGAAAUAGUAGUUUGGUUUAGCCUGAGAGGAUUUUUGAACAAUUUUGGAACUAAUGUACAAAACAUUUUUUUAAAAAAGGAGGGGGGUGCAUCAAUAAUCGUUUUAUAAUCGAAUCGGAGCCUCUGAAUCGUAAUCGAAUCGUUAGGUGCCCAAAGAUUCCCAGCUCUAGUCGUCUUAUAUUCGCGGUCUAGACAUUAUACCUAUUCACGACGCUAGAUGACGCCAGAUAUCAUUGAAGCGAUGUUCUGUUAUGACAGCUCUCAGCAACUCUCCCCAUUCACGACGCUAGAUGGCGCCAGAUAUCUUUGAAGCGAUGUUCUGUCAUGACAGCUCUCAGCUACUAGUUUAAUCAGUUUGCAUUAUUUUAUUGCAAUGUUUUUCCUUAUUCAGAUUUGUUUCAAGACUACAGUUACAGUUAGACUUCACUUUGAGGGGUUAAUGCAGUUAUUGCAAUUUUGUUGUUUUAUCACAAUAGAUUGGUUUAUUUACAUUUCAAAAACCAGAAGCCAUUCAUUUACGAAUGUGAUUGCACUUUAGUUUACAUAUUUAAAUGUUCAGAUAUUAAGAUUUGAAUGAGGCAAAAUAACAUGCUUUUUCUCGCAAAUAUAUUGUCAUAAUCAUUUGUUUCAGAUGUACUGUAAUUAUUUUCUGUAUAAAAAUUAAUUUGGUGUUCGAAAAGUCUUUUUUUUUUUUUUUUUUUUUUUUCAAACUUGAGUCUUGAAAAAGAGGGGGUCGUCUUAUAAUCAGGGCCGUCUUAUACUCGGGCCAAUACGGUACUUGAGUAAGUUAUGGAGAAAAAUGUACUAGUUUUACCACGCCAUACUUUUACUUGAGUAGAUACGUGGAGAAGAACAUACUCCACUAAUUUGGAAUACACUAAAGACAUCACUUUUUUUAAAUCUUUGAUUUUUUUUUAAAUGAUUUUAUUACAUUCAUAAAUUACACAGGUCUGAAAUUUACGGUCCAGGGGCUAAUUUGCGCCCACAGGAUAAUAUGUUGUGGCCCAUUUGACAGCGAAUCAAAGUAUUAAUGUUGCCCGCUCGUAUUUUGAGAUCGGCAAUAAAAAAUAUGUAUAAUUUUAAAAAUCAAUUAUUUAAAUAGUUGUGAAAAAAAUAUAUAUGUAUAUUUUUAUAAUGGUAAAAAAUCUAAAUAAUUUUCAAUAAAAUACUCUUAAAAUCUAUCAAAACAAAUUGUAAAAUGUUGUCAAAAAAGAAAAAUGAAGAAAUAAAAAAAGAGUCACCCAUGUGUAUUUUGCUCUGAAAAUUUGUAUUGUUUUUAUUUAGGCUGCCAUUGAUGGCAAAUUUCCCUCUUUUACUGACUACCACAACAUGUACUAUGUGACCUGG
Molecule: messenger RNA, 3490 nt
Organism: Corythoichthys intestinalis (scribbled pipefish)
Lineage: Eukaryota; Metazoa; Chordata; Actinopteri; Syngnathiformes; Syngnathidae
Gene: pex12
Product: peroxisomal biogenesis factor 12
Exons: 4
Coding region: 182-1216 (344 amino acids)
Biological process (GO): protein monoubiquitination; protein import into peroxisome matrix
Cellular component (GO): peroxisomal membrane; peroxisomal importomer complex
Molecular function (GO): protein binding; ubiquitin-protein transferase activity; zinc ion binding
Source: RefSeq, a predicted model, not a curated record